AUGAUGACAACCACGAAACCCAAGACACGUCCGGAUGAUGAUCCAGCUAAAGGCUCCGUAAAAUCGGCCUACUCCCUCAUUGGGCUCCAAGUUCUUUCUCGCCUCGCCACUUUUACUCUUAAUCAGCUACUACUCCGACUUGCCUCUCCCAAAGUCUUCGGCACAGCCGCGAUCCAGCUCGACCUUUUGCUAUCUACUGUUCUUUUUCUUUCCCGUGAAGGUGUUCGAAAUGCGAUUCUUAGAAUACCCCGAGAACAAUCAAUCUCGCCGAAAGUUAAAAAUGUUUCUACAAUCCCAAUCCUCAUAGGCGCUCCGCUGGCAUUUGGUCUAGCUCUCGGCUACCGCACAAUUGCUUCUCCCUCUACUCGGGCGCAGCCUUACUUCGAUCAAGCGGUAUCCAUAUACGCUCUUGCCGCGUUGAUAGAUCUUGUCUCUGAGCCUUUACAUAACCGUGCCCAGAGCCUCAUGAGAUUUAAUCUUCGGGUAAAGGCCGAAGGAACCGCAAUUGUCAGUCGGAGUGUUUGUACGGUAGUUGCAUUGAUGGCUGCCGGAGAGCAUUGGAGCCUUGUUGCUUUUGCGACUGGCCAGCUGGCUUACGCAGUUACCGUAUUAUUGGUAUAUACCAUAGCAUUUUGGAAGGAGGGGGGGUUCCAGAUAUUUCCUCGCCGAGUACAUGAAAAUGGAGUCAGUGCAGUUGCAUUUGACCCUACAUCAUCGAAGUUAGCGUUGACAAUGACUGGUCAAUCAGUAUUCAAGCACUUUCUUACCGAAGGCGACCGGAUUGUUAUAUCUCGUGUGUCUCCGCUAGAAGAUCAAGGAGGAUAUGCAGUUGCCUCAAACUACGGCUCGCUUGUGGCGCGUAUCCUAUUCCAGCCAAUCGAAGAGUCCAGUCGACUUUAUUUUUCCAAAACACUGUCCCCACCACUGCAUGAGAAGGGAUCCAAAACAAUUAAACCCUCUAAGGAAGCUCAAUUCCAAGCUUCGACUACACUACAAUCCAUUGUAUUCCUCCAUUUUCACUUGGCAAUUGCAUUAACGACACUUCUGGGUCCCCUCGUUCCGUUCCUCUCUGAUAUUCUGCUUCCUCCCCGAUACCGUUCGACGGCUGCACCGCGCAUUCUUCGAGCUUACUGUGCUUAUAUUCCCGCAAUGGGGCUGAACGGUAUCCUAGAAGCAUUCGUGCACGCUACCGCAUCGCCAGCUCAACUCCAGUCCCAGGCCCGAUGGAUGGUGGCUUUCUCAAUCGCUUUUGCUGCGGGCGUUUCUUUGGGGGCGUCGGGUGCUCUGGGAGUCAAGUGGGAUGACACUAUGUUGGUUUGGGCCAAUGUAGCCAACUUGGGUGCGAGAGCGCUAUACGGAUGGGUAUUUGCGCGUAGGUACUUUGGGGGAGAUUUAGUAUGGCUGCGGAGUGUGCGGCCUUGCAUUCCUGGGAUCAUUGCAUUCACUUUGAGUGGUUUUCUGGCGAGGUGGAGCGAAGCCAAUUUUGACCAGCGAGGACAACGAUUCAAGCACGUAGGCAUCUGUAUCGGAUGUGGAGUGAUUAGUUUGGCAAUUUGUUUAUGGUCCGAUAGAGCACGUUUUAUUAGCAUCUUCAAGGCUGUUCAAGGGCGGAAGAAGGUAGAAUAG
Molecule: messenger RNA, 1626 nt
Organism: Rhizoctonia solani
Lineage: Eukaryota; Fungi; Basidiomycota; Agaricomycetes; Cantharellales; Ceratobasidiaceae
Product: oligosaccharide translocation protein RFT1
Exons: 4
Coding region: 1-1626 (541 amino acids)
Biological process (GO): dolichol-linked oligosaccharide biosynthetic process; glycolipid translocation
Cellular component (GO): endoplasmic reticulum membrane
Source: RefSeq, a predicted model, not a curated record